Messenger RNA from Euleptes europaea (tarantolino), 491 nucleotides. RefSeq names its product heat shock protein beta-7-like. The record is from RefSeq and is a predicted model, not a curated record. NCBI's taxonomy places the organism in Eukaryota, Metazoa, Chordata, Lepidosauria, Squamata, Sphaerodactylidae. Bases 18 to 491 code for a protein of 157 amino acids. The transcript is spliced from 3 exons.
CCACCUUAGCCGGGGCCAUGUCUUCCGUCAGCUCCUCGUCCACCUUUCGCUCCGAGCGCGUCAGCACCUACAGCCCGGCGGAGACCCGGUUCGAACCCCUGCUGGACCCUCCACAUGGGAUCUUCGGCCCAGGGCGGGCACGGGAGUCUUAUGGAUACUCAGGCUCACCUUCAACUGGCCAUCCCUCCACUCUGGGGAGCAGCAACGUGGUGGCCAGCGGGGACAAAUACCAGGUCCUGGCCGACGUCAGCCAGUUUGAGCCCCACGACAUCAUGGUGACCACCUACAACUACUGCAUCGUCAUCCAGGCGGAGAAGGUGGCAGAAGAUGGCACCGUCUCCAACACCUUCACCCAUAAGUGCCAACUCCCCCCGGAUAUGGACCCCCUCUCUAUAAGCUGUGCCUUGAAUGAAUCGGGCAUGUUGGUCAUCACCGCCAAACGGCGAGCCCUGACUCCGCCCCCUGUCUACCGCAGCGAAGUCAAGCUCUAA